UCGCCCCGCUCGGUCGACUCGCCCCGCGACCGCGACCGCGACCGCGACUCGCACCGCUCGCCGGCGAGUCACCGAGACCGUGACCGGGACCGGGACCGCGACCGCCGGCGGCGAGACGACGACUCGCACUACUCGUCGGAGCGCAGCUCGAGGCGCCGAGACGACCGCAGCCCGCGCGACCGGGACCGCGACCGCGACCGCGACUACUCGAGCCGCCACGACCGCGACUACGCCCGGCGCGACCGCUCGCCCGACCCUCGCGACCGCGACCGCCGAGCGCGCUCGCCCGUCCACCGCUCGUCCGCCGCCGCCGCGCCGACCAACGGCCUCACCAACGGCUCGCACUCGCCUGCGGCCGAGUCGCCCGCACCGCCACCCGCAGCGCUCUCGGCGGCCGAGGAGGAGAAGCAGCGCAUCAAGCGCGAGAGGCUCGAGGCGUGGAAGCGCAAAAAGGCGGCCGACGCAGCCGUCGCAUCGCCGGCCCCGGCUAGCCCUGCGCCAGCGAGUCCCGUGCCGCCGAGGGCCGCUCCUGCUGCAGCUGCGCCGCCGGCGGCCGGCCUUCCUCCCAAGCCUGACAGCGACCUCGACGAGGAGGGUGCGGCGUAUCGCGCGAGGGCGAACGCGGUGCGGGCGGCGAGGAUGGCGGCGCUGUUGGGCGCCGAGGCGGCGGCAUCGUCGUCGUCGUCGUCGUUGUCGUCGGGCGUUAAGAAAGAGGAGGGCGACGGCGACCAGAUGGACGUCGACGAGCCGGCGGCGGCGCCAGCAGCAGCAGGCGCCAAGGUCGAGGAGGAGGACGAGGAGGAGGACGAGCUCGAGGCGUUCAUGAAGGGCGUCCAGAAGCAGGUGCGCACGGUCGACAAGGCCGACGCGGUCAAGCUCGGCAUCAAGAAGGCGCCCGAGGUCCUCGAGGCGGCAGAGCCGGGCGAGGACGAGGUCGACGAGGAGGAGGACGAGCUCGCAAAGGUCGGCAUGUCGGCCGCCGACAUCCUUGCACUCGCCGCCAAGAAGGUCAAGAAGGGUCGCGAACUCGCUGUGCCGGACCACAAGAACAUCGACUACCUGCCGUUCCGCAAGGCGUUCUACACGGCCCCGCCCGAGGUCGAGCAGCUGUCGCAGGCCGAGGUCGACGCGCUCCGGCUCGAGCUCGACGACAUCAAGAUCCGCGGCGCUGAGCCGCCAAAGCCGGCGACCAAGUGGUCCUACUUUGGCCUGCCCGCCGCGUGCAUCGACGUCAUCAAGGCGCUUGAGUACGCCGCGCCGACGUCGAUCCAGGCCCAGGCCAUCCCGGCCGUCAUGAGCGGGCGCGACAUCAUCGGCGUCGCCAAGACUGGGUCGGGCAAGACGAUGGCGUUCAUCCUGCCCAUGUUUCGCCACAUCAAGGACCAGCCGCCGCUGCGCCCGCUCGAUGGCCCGGUCGCCAUGAUCAUGACGCCCACGCGCGAGCUCGCGACCCAGAUCUACAAGGAGUGCAAGCCGUUCCUCAAGGCGCUCGGGCUCAGGGCGUCGUGCGCGUACGGCGGCAUGCCGCUCAAGGACAACAUCGCCGACAUGAAGCGCGGCAGCGAGGUCAUCGUGUGCACGCCGGGCCGCAUGAUCGAGCUCCUGACGACCAACUCGGGCCGGCUCAUCAACCUCCAGCGCGUGACGUACCUCGUCCUCGACGAGGCCGACCGCAUGUUCGACAUGGGCUUCGAGCCCCAGGUGAUGAAGAUCCUGGGUCAGAUCCGGCCCGACCGCCAGACGGUCCUGUUCUCGGCCACGUUCCCGCGCCAGAUGGAGGCGCUCGCGCGCAAGGUCCUGCGGCGCCCACUCGAGAUCACGGUCGGCGGGCGCUCGGUCGUCGCCGACACGAUCACGCAGGUCGUCGAGGUUCGCCCCGAGGAGUCCAAGUUCAACCGCACGCUCGAGCUCCUCGGCCAGCUGUUCAACGACGAGUCGGACGCGCGCGCCCUCAUCUUUGUCGAGCGCCAAGAGUCGGCCGACAAGCUGUUUGUCGACCUCCAGAACAAGAACUACACGUGCAUGCCGCUCCACGGCGGUCGCGAGCAGGUCGACCGCGACCAGACGAUCGUCGACUUCAAGAACGGCUCGUGCCCGAUCGUCAUCGCGACGUCGGUCGCCGCGCGCGGCCUCGAUGUCAAGCAGCUCAAGCUCGUCGUCCAGUACGACGUGCCCAACCACAUGGAGGACUACGUUCACCGUGCGGGCCGCACCGGCCGUGCCGGCAACACGGGCACGUGCGUCACGUUCAUCACGCCCGACCAGGAGCGGUACGCCGUCGACAUCCUCAAGGCGCUCACGGCGAGCAAGGCGCCCGUCCCGCCCGAGCUCGAGGCCAUGGCGCAGGCGUUCGCCGACAAGGUCAAGGCGGGCAAGGCGCAGGCCGCCGGGUCGGGCUUCGGCGGCAAAGGGCUCGACCGCCUCGACAACGAGCGCGACGCGGCGAGUCGGGCCGAGCGCGCCGCGUACGGCGAGACGGCCAAGGACGACAAGAAGAAGGACGGCGCCGGCGGCGAUGACGGCGACGAGGGCGAGCAGGCGGCCAAGAAGGUGGCCGACCUCGAGGUGCAGAUCCACCGCGGGCCGGCGCCCAACCUCGAGAAGGGCAAGAUGAUCCCGUCGGCGGCGUCGACGACGACCCCUGCGCCUGCUGCGCCCGCCGUCGACUCGAAGGCCGCCGAGGCCGCCGCCAAGAAGGCCGAGCAGGAGGCUCUCGCCGCUGGCAAGUCGGCCGGCGUCGCAGGUGCCGCGAGCGUCAUCGCCAAGUUCAACGCCAUGCUCAAGGCCAAGCAGUCGGGCCACGCCGCGCCCGUCACGGACCACUCGACCGAGGCGGCUCGGCGGCGCGACCCGGACGCGACCGACUACCACGCCAUCGUGUGGAUCAACGACUACCCGCAGAAGGCGCGGUGGAAGGUCACCAACAAGGACACGAUGGUGCACCUUGUCGACUCGACCGGCGCCUCGAUCACGAACAAGGGCAUCUUCUACGAGGCGGGCAAGGAGCCCGGCCCGAACGACCUGCCCAAGCUGCACCUCCUCAUCGAGUCGAACGAGGAGUUCAGGGUCCAGCACGCCAUCGCCGAGAUCAAGAAGGCGCUCAUCGAGGGCGCGACCAUGGCGCUCGAGGCCGAGCAGCGCCAGCAGGCCGGCGGUGGAGGCGGUGCCGCCAUCGGUCGCUACAGCGUCAUCUGAGCCGGCGCGCCCUCUCUCUCUCUCUUUUUCUCCUCUUCUCCCUUCCGUUCCGCCUCUAUCAUCCAUACCUCUCGCAUCUCUCGAACUAUUGAACUCGAAACCCUCGUUCUCCCCUCA
This is a messenger RNA of Rhodotorula graminis WP1, 3312 nucleotides long. RefSeq lists its product as uncharacterized. Gene Ontology annotation, biological process: mRNA splicing, via spliceosome. Gene Ontology annotation, molecular function: nucleic acid binding; ATP binding. The transcript is spliced from 8 exons. Lineage: Eukaryota; Fungi; Basidiomycota; Microbotryomycetes; Sporidiobolales; Sporidiobolaceae. Gene Ontology annotation, cellular component: nucleus. The record is from RefSeq and is a predicted model, not a curated record. The coding region runs from base 640 to 3195 and encodes 851 amino acids.